Messenger RNA from Brachypodium distachyon (stiff brome), 1544 nucleotides. RefSeq lists its product as uncharacterized. Bases 139 to 1320 code for a protein of 393 amino acids. Lineage: Eukaryota; Viridiplantae; Streptophyta; Magnoliopsida; Poales; Poaceae. The transcript is spliced from 10 exons. The record is from RefSeq and is a predicted model, not a curated record. Gene Ontology annotation, biological process: male meiosis II.
UCUCUCCCCCCUUCCAUUUCAAACGGCUCCUCGUCGCCAGUCGCCCUGUCUUCCCCCUCUUCGCUCCGGAUCCAGCACCGCCCUCGAACCCAAGCGCGAAACCGGGAGGCGGAGCCGGAGGGGGCGGUACCACGUACGAUGUGCCGGUGCGCGGCGGCGAUCGCGAGGGCGGUCCUGGCCUUCUUCGACGCCGUCCUCGUCGACUGCUUCCUCUCCUGGUUCCGCUACGGCCGCCCCGUCUCCGAGGGCCACCGGGAUCUGCUCGUGCCCAAGGAUCGGCUCGGGGAGGCGCUGUCGGCGUCGGAUGAGGAGAAAGGUUAUGGAGAGGGUACUUCGUCGCAUGAGCAUUCGGCAGAUGUGGGUGACAUUGAUAAGGAGCUUAGGCUAGAGGCAAAUUAUCUCAGGUUAUGUGGAACAAUAUCUCAAACCCCUGCUGAACUUCGGAAUGUGUCAUAUGAAAUCUCUUUGGAAAAUUCUAAUGAGUGUGAUGACAUAUCCAUCAACGAACUUGCAAUGGGAGGAACAUUAGUAUCUGAUCCUAAUUCAUGUGAAAGCUUCAUAAGGACUCAACCUAAUAAUGAAGUUCCACAAGUUGAUUCAAUCCCUCAAUCAGUUCUCCAAGAGAAGUCCCCCUUUUGGAGCAUCAAGAACAGGUUUUCUGAUUGCACCGAUUCACCAAUCCCAACCCCUUUGGUGCUAAGAGACGACAUGCAGACCCCUGGUACAAUUUAUACUUCACAUACAGGGUCUUCUGCGUCUAGAAAGCGUCUGCGCACCCGCAAGCAAUUUGUCUAUCCUGUCCUGAGACCCAUUGAGAACAAACUUCAGCAGAUGGAACUGACAGAAGAUGCUUCACCAGUGCUACCCUCCAAUACUCCUAAAAGGAUAAAUUUGGGAGCAGAUUAUAUCAAGAGUUCAGUUGAUAAGGAAGAGUCGAAGUGUCGAAUCAGCAGUCCGAAUCUACUGGAUGGUGGAGCUCUAUCAAAAUCUAAUUCAGAUGAAAGCGAUGCUGCAUUGAGUCUAUGUCACUGGCUAAAACCUUCAUCCUCAGACAUUGAGAAUCAAGAGAGUCCUGUAUUUAGGGCAGCUUCUGGAAUGAAUGGGGAUGUCGAAAAUCCUACACCCAGGUUACCCAAAGCAUGGGAUGGCAAUGGUAUUCCAAACACAAUCUCCAAGUACAAGGAGGAUCAAAAGGUCAGCUGGCACGCCACACCAUUUGAGGAAAGGUUGAUGAAGGUUUUAUCUGAUGAUAAGCCCAACCCUCCAAGAAAACUUACCAGAGGAAACUUGUUCCAUGUAGAGGAAAUGUCAGAACGCUGAAUAUCAAUGCCAGAGUUCCCAAUCCAAAAUGUGGAUAAACCAGACUUGAACUUUCGAAGCUACGCAAAGUUGAUCUGGAUAGCAAACUCCAUGGUGCUAUGUCAUAUACAAACGGUAGAGACAACAUCUGCUACCCUUCUAUGAAUACCGCUGAUACAGGCUUAAAAUGUACUGUUCAUACUGCAUAACAUUGUUCAAGCUUGUGAGCUCACAUUCACACCAAA